AGUGGGUGGCCUUCUUAUCCUUUGAAGAGCACACCAAACAAAAAGCUAACAACUCAAGUCAAAGCUCAUUUUUUGAUCCAGAUUUCCUUAAACACAAAUCAAUCUGAUAAGAGAAAACAUGAAAGCAGUGUCAUUUUCACCAGCAAAUCAUUGCAACCUUAAACUCCAAAAGUAUCCCAUAAAACAACCAACACUUGCAAACCCAAUUCACUUCAACAAUCACCAAAACCAGAAGCCAUCCAACAAAAAACACCACUUUCCUUCAUUUUCCAUCAAAGCCUCAAAAACCCCUCAAACCCCGUUAACCAAAUAUCCCAAUACACCACCACUAGUAGUUGUUGGCUCAGCCAAUGCAGAUAUAUAUGUGGAGAUUGAUAGAUUACCAGCAGAAGGGGAGACCAUCUCAGCCAAGACUGGGCAGACUCUUGCUGGUGGCAAAGGAGCUAACCAGGCCGCAUGUGGUGCAAAACUUUCAUAUCCAACAUACUUUGUGGGGCAAGUUGGCGAGGAUGCACAUGGGAAGUUGAUCACUGAGGCUUUAAAGAAUGGUGGGGUUAAUCUUGAUUGUGUGAGGAAUCUGAGUGAUGUGCCUACUGGACAUGCUGUGGUGAUGCUGCAGCCUGAUGGGCAAAAUUCUAUUAUUAUUGUUGGUGGAGCUAACAUGAGUUGCUGGCCUGAGAAGCUCAGCGAUGAGGAUUUGGAGGUUGUGAGGAAGGCUGGGGUUGUUUUGCUUCAAAGGGAAAUACCUGAUUUAGUUAAUAUUCAAGUGGCAAAGGCUGCAAAAAGCGCUGGUGUUCCUGUUAUUUUGGAUGCUGGGGGAAUGGAUGCACCAAUGCCCCCUGAAUUGUUGAAUGUUGUUGACAUCUUCAGCCCGAAUGAAAGUGAACUUGCACGUUUGACUUGCAUGUCAACUGAAAGCUUUGAACAGAUUGGUCAGGCUGUCGUUAAGUGUCAUAAAAUGGGAGUAAAGCAAGUUCUGGUGAAGCUUGGGGCUAAAGGGUCUGCUUUAUUCAUAGAAGGGGAAAAACCAAUUAAACAAACCAUAAUUUCUGCUGCAAGAGUCCUAGACACUACUGGAGCUGGAGAUACCUUUACUGCUGCUUUUGCUGUGGCACUCGUGGAGGGCAAAACAAAGGAGGAAUGCAUGAGAUUUGCUGCUGCAGCAGCUUCUCUCUGUGUUCAAGUGAAGGGAGCCAUCCCUAGCAUGCCUGACCGGACAUCAGUUUUACAUCUACUCCAAACUGUCUGAUCCUUUGAGGGCUUCUUCCUCCUCAUAGUCAAGUUCUAAAAACUUGCAAAAAUGCAUAUAAAUGAAAAGCAGACAAGACUUUGUUGUCUACUAAAAA
Populus trichocarpa (black cottonwood) is the source of this 1346-nucleotide messenger RNA. RefSeq names its product ribokinase. The coding region runs from base 119 to 1249 and encodes 376 amino acids. The transcript is spliced from 4 exons. The record is from RefSeq and is a predicted model, not a curated record. Gene Ontology annotation, molecular function: ribokinase activity. Gene Ontology annotation, biological process: D-ribose metabolic process. NCBI's taxonomy places the organism in Eukaryota, Viridiplantae, Streptophyta, Magnoliopsida, Malpighiales, Salicaceae.